CGCCGCGCGGAACGGACACGUCCACGUGGUGGAGCGACUGCUCCGGCACGGCGCCGACGCGAGCGCGGCGAUGAAGAGCGGCUGGACGGUGCUGCACUGCGCCGCGCAUCACGGGGCGCCGCGAGAGACCGUCGAGAAGCUCGUCGCGGCGGGGGCAGAGGUCGACGCCGUCGACCGGCGCGGGAGGACGGCCCUGCACGAGGCGGCGUCGGCGGGGGAGGUCGAGGUUGCGGAGGUGCUCGUCGAUCUCGGCGCGGACCCGACUCGAAAGAGCAAGGCGGCCCUCAGACCGCACACGCCGAGCAGCGGGCGACACUCUCGGUGGCGGGCCAGACGCCGAGUGAGCGGGCGCGUUCGAACAGCUGGGUUGCGACCAGCGCGGACCGCGCGCAAAAGUCGCCCGGCGCGCUCAAGCGGAUGGGGCUCGCGCAGUGGCUCGACGACCGGUACACAGAGCACUCGGAGCGCAGCAGCGCGCGCAAAUCGGCGAAGGAACUCCGGGCAUCGCAGGCGGCGGCCGAGGCUUCGAUUGCCAAACUCACGGUGCGGCGCUCCGCGCAAUAGACGACGAGCCGCACAAAACGCUCUAGCCCCCCCCCCCCCCCCCGCCCCACCUUACCGGCGGCGAGAGGUGCGCGCACACCGCGGCCCACGGUGCGCACUUUUGCGGCCGCUGCGCCUUCUGGCGCCCCACGCCCACACACGCGUCACGCCGGGGGGGAAACAGCGGUUUUGGUUUUCUCUACAACGUAUACUGUGCUGUACGCGAAAAA
Molecule: messenger RNA, 773 nt
Organism: Emiliania huxleyi CCMP1516
Lineage: Eukaryota; Haptophyta; Isochrysidales; Noelaerhabdaceae
Exons: 5
Molecular function (GO): protein binding
Source: RefSeq, a predicted model, not a curated record